UAUCCUCUGAACUAUGGAAAGCGGUGGAACCGAAAAAGGCGCCCCAACUUUUCGGGCAAUAGAAUCCUUUCACUUUUCCCCCUACCCCCAGCGAUUUUGCAUUUAUGCACGCCAUUAGUCCACCCCUGUUCUCUCUCUCUCUCUCUCUCUCUCUCUACUGUGUCUGCCAUCGUCUCAUCUCUCGCUGAAGUGAUCGGGGAAGUUCGAGCUCCCGGCUCAAUCGAUUUCAGAUCAGCUUUGUGAUUGAUCGUCCAUGUGAACGUUGUAGAGGCUCUGCCUGUUUGGAUGGAUGUUUGAUGGAUUAGGUUGCUACUUGUACGCGGCGGUUACUGUUCUGGAUCGGUUUUUGUGAAAGUAAGCUGUGCUAGAUUUUGAAGAUGGGAGAGGCUAAGAAGGUCUUGGACAUGGAGGAGGGGACUCUCGAGGUUGGCAUGGAGUACAGAACUGUCUCUGGUGUUGCUGGGCCGCUGGUUAUUCUGGAAAAAGUCAAGGGUCCAAAAUAUCAGGAGAUAGUUAAUAUCCAACUGGGAGAUGGAACAACAAGGCGUGGUCAAGUGCUGGAAGUUGAUGGAGAGAAGGCCGUUGUGCAGGUUUUUGAAGGAACAUCUGGAAUUGACAACAAAUUUACAACUGUUCAGUUCACUGGGGAGGUGCUGAAAACCCCAGUAUCACUGGAUAUGCUUGGCCGUAUCUUUAAUGGUUCUGGGAAGCCCAUUGAUAAUGGUCCUCCGAUCUUGCCCGAGGCUUACCUUGAUAUAUCUGGAAGUUCCAUAAACCCUAGUGAGAGAACAUAUCCCGAAGAAAUGAUACAGACGGGAAUUUCUACAAUUGAUGUCAUGAACUCCAUUGCACGUGGACAGAAGAUUCCACUGUUCUCUGCUGCUGGUCUUCCUCACAAUGAAAUAGCUGCCCAGAUCUGUCGCCAGGCCGGUCUUGUCAAACGAUUGGAGAAGUCUGAUGACAUUAAGGAUGAUGAGGAGGACAAUUUUGCCAUCGUAUUUGCAGCUAUGGGUGUAAACAUGGAGACAGCACAGUUCUUUAAGCGAGACUUUGAGGAAAAUGGAUCAAUGGAGAGAGUGACUCUUUUCUUAAAUCUGGCCAAUGAUCCCACAAUUGAACGCAUCAUCACUCCUCGAAUUGCUCUCACUACUGCUGAAUACUUGGCUUACGAAUGCGGGAAGCACGUUCUUGUCAUACUGACGGACAUGAGUUCUUAUGCAGAUGCCCUUCGUGAGGUAUCAGCUGCCCGGGAAGAGGUGCCAGGAAGGCGUGGCUAUCCUGGUUACAUGUACACUGACCUGGCAACCAUUUAUGAGCGGGCAGGUCGUAUCGAAGGGCGAAAAGGCUCUAUCACUCAAAUUCCUAUAUUGACAAUGCCCAAUGACGAUAUUACACACCCAACUCCUGAUCUUACUGGUUAUAUCACUGAGGGGCAGAUUUAUAUUGACAGACAGCUCUACAAUCGACAGAUUUACCCCCCAAUCAAUGUGCUUCCAUCUCUCUCUCGUCUAAUGAAGAGUGCCAUUGGCGAGGGGAUGACUCGUCGAGACCAUGCUGAUGUUUCCAAUCAGCUUUAUGCAAAUUAUGCCAUCGGAAAGGAUGUUCAAGCAAUGAAAGCUGUGGUUGGAGAAGAAGCACUCUCUUCUGAGGAUCUGCUUUAUUUGGAGUUCUUGGACAAGUUUGAGAGGAAAUUCGUGAGUCAGGGCGCUUACGAUACCCGCAACAUCUUCCAGUCUCUCGACCUUGCAUGGACUUUGCUUCGAAUAUUCCCCCGUGAGCUGCUCCAUCGUAUACCAGCAAAGACCCUUGACCAAUACUACAGCCGCGAGUCAACCGGCUGAUCAUAUGACUCUGUCAGCCCAGCUUUUAGCUAGAUUGCCUGCCAGUAUUAUAUAUAUUGAGUUCAUUACCAGGUCUUCCGCUCCUCCAGUUCUUCGGCCAAACUGUUGUAUCUAGCCAGAGCUAUUGGGUUUACUUUGUGGACAAUGGUAGUUUAUUUUCAUUUAUCGGUUAACGAUUAUCGGUCUAGUAUUUUUGGAACAUCAGCGUUAAAACUGCACAUUUGGGUUUAUCGAAAUAAUUGUUGUUGUAUUAUAAUUUCUUUAUGGGACUGGGAAACAAAUUUCUUCCAAGCACUUUUGCCUGCUAGGAAUGUUCUCUA
Messenger RNA from Punica granatum (pomegranate), 2161 nucleotides. The record is from RefSeq and is a predicted model, not a curated record. Lineage: Eukaryota; Viridiplantae; Streptophyta; Magnoliopsida; Myrtales; Lythraceae.